AUUUCCCUUGACUUAAGUAUGCACUGACACGAAGACUCCUCGCGUCCCUUCCAACUUCUAUGAUGCUAAAUAUGUACACACACAUAGAGCUAGCCAUAACCGAACCUAUCAGCCUAUAAUCAAACAACCGAAAGAAAAGAGCCAAAGAGAGAGAUGGUUUACUCUGAGCACAAAAGCAUUACUGUUCUUAUGCUUCCAUGGCUAGCUCACGGCCACAUUUCUCCCUUCCUAGAGCUUGCCAAGAAGCUUACCUCUAAGAGAAAUUUUCACAUCUUUAUCUGUUCCACGCCUGUCAAUCUCACCUCCAUUAAGCCAAAACUCUCUCCAAAAUACUCUCAUUGCAUUGAAUUUGUGGAACUUCAUCUUCCACAUGAAGAGUUGCCUGAAUUGCCACCUCAUUACCACACCACCAAUGGCCUCCCUCCUCAUCUCAUGUCCACUCUCAAAAGGGCCUUCGACAUGUCCAGCAAUAACUUCUCCAACAUCCUCACAACCCUAAAGCCAGAUUUGCUCAUUUAUGAUUUUAUUCCACCAUGGGCACCCUCUCUAGCUUCGUUGCAAAAUAUUCCAUCGGUCCGGUUCAUCACCACCAGUGCUGCCUUGAGCUCCCUUCGUGUUCACCAUCUCAAGAACCCUCGUGUCAAGUUUCCUUUUCCUUCGAUCUAUCUUCGGGAUUACGAAGCUAAAAAGUUCAACAAUCUGUUAGAACCUUCGUCAAAUGACAUCAACGACGGAGACCGCGUCCAGCAAUGCAGUGCUCGAUCAUGCAACAUCAUUUUGGUGAAGACAUCUAGAGAGAUUGAAGCAAAAUAUGUUGAUUAUCUCUCUGGUUUAAUGGGGAAGAAGAUCGUGCCAGUUGGUCCGCUUGUUCAAGAGCCAAUGGAUCUAAAAGUUGAUGAGGAAACAUGGAUCAUGAAAUGGCUGAACAAAAGGGAAAGGUCUUCGGUUGUUUAUGUUUGCUUUGGGAGUGAGUACUUUUUGUCCAGGGAGCAAAUCGAAGAGCUAGCUCAUGGGUUAGAGCUUAGCAAAGUGAGCUUUAUUUGGGUUAUAAGAUUUCCAAAGGAAGAGAAAGGUAAAAGAGUUGAAGAGGUGUUACCAGAAGGGUUUUUAGAGAGGGUGGGGGAGAAGGGAAUUAUAGUGGAGGGUUGGGCUCCGCAGGCAAACAUAUUGAAGCAUUCAAGUGUUGGUGGGUUUGUGAGUCACUGUGGAUGGAGCUCAGUGUUGGAGAGCAUCAAGUUUGGUGUUCCAAUUAUAGCCAUGCCUAUGCAUCUUGACCAGCCAAUUAACGCUAGAUUAGUAGAGGAGGUGGGUGUUGGUGUGGAAGUUAAAAGAACAGGAGAAGGAAUUUUGCAAAGAGAAGAGAUGGCGAAGGUGAUCAGAAAGGUGGUUGUGGAGAAAAUUGGAGAGGGCAUGAGAAAAAAGGCAUUGGAAUUAAGAGACAACAUGAAAAACAAAGAUGGAGAGAUAGAUGGGGUCGUGGAGGAAUUGAUGCAAUUUGUAGGAGAAGGGAAACAAAUAUCUACUUUUAAGUGAAAAGGAGUUGAGACUUCAAUAAUCAUUUUAAUGAUUUUGAAUGCUAAGCGUAUCUGAUGGCCGAUCAUGUGAAUGUUGGCUUUGACUUCUCUACGUUUUAGCGUCUUUUUAGCAUUCAGUACUCAUUUUCUAAUGAUUUUGAAUAAUGCUCAUGUCAGAUAAACU
Messenger RNA from Prunus dulcis (almond), 1698 nucleotides. RefSeq names its product UDP-glucosyltransferase 29-like. NCBI's taxonomy places the organism in Eukaryota, Viridiplantae, Streptophyta, Magnoliopsida, Rosales, Rosaceae. Gene Ontology annotation, molecular function: UDP-glycosyltransferase activity. The transcript has a single exon. Bases 154 to 1533 code for a protein of 459 amino acids. The record is from RefSeq and is a predicted model, not a curated record.